AUGCCUCUCUUCGGACACAAGAACACAGAGCCAACCCCUGCGCAGACAACAGCACCCAGAUACUCGAACUCGUCGGCCGAUGGCAGCCCCCGAAGGGGCUUUUUCAACCGCCAUCGUUCAUCCUCUGCCUCAUCAGCAGAUAACUACGACUCACAUAAUAACCGCCGCCAGGGUUCCAAAGUCUCUCGUUCUUCGACCACCCGAGGCUCUGGCGGGUUGUUCCACCGUAACCACGAAGACCCAUCCAUUGUUGGCGCCCGCGAGCGAGUGCUCCAGGCCGAAACAGCCGAGAGGGAGGCGGACCGCGCCCUCGUUCAGGCAAGAGCAGCGGUGAGGGAGGCUAGAGACCGUGUCAAGAUGCUUGAACGUGAGGCUGAGGAGGAGGCUCGUCUGGCGAAGAUCAAGCAGACCCAAGCCAAGGACAUUUCGAAGAGAGCCAAGCCUCUUGGACGCCACGACCAUUAUUGA
Fonsecaea erecta is the source of this 468-nucleotide messenger RNA. RefSeq lists its product as hypothetical. The record is from RefSeq and is a predicted model, not a curated record. The transcript has 3 exons. Lineage: Eukaryota; Fungi; Ascomycota; Eurotiomycetes; Chaetothyriales; Herpotrichiellaceae. The coding region runs from base 1 to 468 and encodes 155 amino acids.